CAAUGUUAUGUGGAGAAACACCAUUUCAUAGAAGAUAGAAAGAAGAAAGAUUUAGACAAACUAAUAUAGAGGUAUCUAAUUUCUAUGGUAUUAAAUAUCAAUUAAGAUUUAUAGCUUGGGAAUAGAGAAAGAUUUCAGAAGAAGUAAGAAAUUUGGGUAAAAAGAUGCUUAUUUAUGAUCCUACUUAAAGAAUUUCAGCUGAAGAAUCAUUUAAUGAUCCAUGGAUUUAAUAGAAUGCACCUAAUGUUCCUAUUGAUUAGAAUUCAAUUUAAAAUUUGUCUUCUUUCUUUGUAUUAUUUUACUUUAAUAUAAAAUGAAGGGCAAAAAUAUGUUGCGAACUGCAUUUAUGCAAUUCAUUUUUUCAACUAAUCUCAUGACGAAUUAAGAAAAAGAAGUGUUAAGGAAGGAAUUCUUAAAAAUAAUAAGUUAUAUUAGUAAAGAUGAAUUAGUUUAAGGUUUCAACUAAAAUUACUAUAGUCUACUUUAAAUAAUAUUAGAAAAUCAAUUCAAAAAAAUGGUUGAUGAUAUCUUUGAAGAAGUAGUUAUAUAAAUUUUCCAGAGUUUAUCACAUCAGCUUUUAUUGAAAAAACAAUAAGAAACAAUAUAUUAUAUUUAAUCAAUUUUAGGAUGGAAAGCUUAAAUAAGUAGAGAUGAUCUUUAGGAAUCAAUGUAAGGAAUUGAUGAUAAUUUAUAGAAGAAAAUUUUAGUUAUGUGUGAUUAUAAUAAAAAGAAUUUAUUGAAUUUUUAGAAUAAGGGGUAUGAAUGA
This is a messenger RNA of Paramecium pentaurelia, 766 nucleotides long. NCBI's taxonomy places the organism in Eukaryota, Ciliophora, Oligohymenophorea, Peniculida, Parameciidae. The record is from the annotation of a GenBank genome assembly.